Colletotrichum higginsianum IMI 349063 is the source of this 1185-nucleotide messenger RNA. RefSeq lists its product as uncharacterized. The transcript has 2 exons. The record is from RefSeq and is a predicted model, not a curated record. Lineage: Eukaryota; Fungi; Ascomycota; Sordariomycetes; Glomerellales; Glomerellaceae. The coding region runs from base 1 to 1185 and encodes 394 amino acids.
AUGAUCCAUCCCCUCCUGCCCCUCUGCUGCUCCUACCUUGUAUGUGCUUUACUCCUUCCCGCCGUUUCCCUGCACGGUGUGCGACGUGCGGGCCGAAUGUGGACCCGGUACGUACAGUGCACCGCAGUUGCACAAAGCGUCCGCACGGUGACGACGUCAGUGAAGCAACGACGCCUCCACGUGGGGAAGCUGUCACCUUCCUGUUGCGACAUCGCCGUUGAACACGUCCCUAUCUGCCAUAUCUGGCAUAUCCCGCAUAUCUGUCACAUUCUUCACCAUCGCAUCUUGCAAAUCCGCCACAUCUACCACAUCCACCACGUCCACCAUAUCCGUCACUAUUGCAGCAAUCCCCCAAACUUGUAUCAAGAGCCCAAAACACCCCUCAUCAUGAGCGUCAAUAGCGUCAUUUCGGCGCUGCCCGCCUACAAAACGCUCUCCGCCUUCGUCUACUCCGGCACCACCGACCCCAAAGCCCUCGAUGACACCGUCCAGGAGUUCAAGGACCUCGCCAAGAAGGCCGAGUCUGAGAUCGAGGACUUUCUCUGGGACACGUACAACGCCAUCUUUGCCGUCGCCAGCCAGACCCCUGCCGAAAAGCAGGGCCCCCUCCUCGACUUUCUGCAACGCCUGCGCGAGACCACCGUCACCGCGUCGGAUGGCCAGCCGCUCAAGCUGAGCAACCAGGUCGUGUGGAAGGAUCUUCCCACCUUUGGAUGGGUAGCCCGUGACGUGUGGAAUUUCGAUGCUCUCGACUCAUCCGCAUCCAAGGAGGACAAAGCCAGCUGGGAUAACCUGACCGCCUUCGUCGCCCAGCUGACUGCCCACGCCGACCUCGCCGAUCCCCAGGACCCCUUCGACUUCUCUCUCUACGGCCUCUGGGCCCUGCGCACGGCCUUCGAGGAGAAUCACCCCGCCGACGCCGACGUCCCCGCUGCCGUGAAGCAGGCCUACCUGUGGAUCAAGUACUCGGGCGACGCUCUGCAGAAGCUGAGCGCCAAACCCCGCAACUUCGAGGGCAAGUCGGGCCAGGCUGGCGCCAAGUUUGGCGACCGCGAGUGGAAGGGUCUGAACGAAGAGAGAUGGGCCGCCUGGACAGAGGCGUUUGCAUCAGCGCAGGCUUCGUUGACGGAUGACGAGGUGAAAGGCCUUGCUGGAAAGGCUGCCGAAAGCAUGAAGAGCAAAUGA